UUAUUCUGUAAGGCAUUUGCUGCGUCGCUCCCCUUCCGACACACAAGCGGAAAAGCAGAAAUGGGAGUGGUUUCCACCCGGACGAACUUUCUGGUCGCACGCCGGCAAACGUAAAAACGCAAUCUAAACAUGCUGUUUCGAUUUCUUUGAGUAAUUUUAAGAACUUUAAAUGAAAAUGUCGGAACAAACAGAAGCGUCCGAGAAACUUCACAGUGGAAACUGGAUGCUGGACCAUCCUGUGUAUAAACAGAUGAAAGACAUGGAGGUUGCGGACAGCGCGCAGUUACACGCAGCUUUUCUGGUGUACAUGGACCUCUCUGAGGUGCGUCGGUGGAAGGAGGUGUCCUGUCUCAAGAGUCCUGAACUCCAGGUAGUUCUGCUGGAGGCCAGGGAGAAGGAGGAGACACCUGCUCACACUGUACUCCCCCUUCCGCUUCACGAGCAGCUGAGCCACAGCAGCAUACGCCUCCUGCUGGACAGGGGCUUUCCUCUUCUGCUGUGCGCCGUGGCGUCCGACUCCACCUUGGUCUAUCAGAGGCUGACGGACGGGCUGGUGACCCCCGAACCGCCGGCCGGCCCCUUCCAGGAUGUGGAUCACCGGCAGCGGCGGAAGAGGCGGAGGCAGCGCUGGCCGGGGAGGAGGACGGCGAAAAAAAGGGGGGGGGGGGGGGGGGGGGGGGGGGGGGCUCCGCGCACAGUUGGCCGACCCCGCCUGAAUGUAAUAUGCAUCUGCCUUCUCCCUCGGAGUCUGAGUCAUCAGGCAACAGCAGAUGGCUAUUCACACACUAAAUAUGAGGAUAGGCUCGAGGAGGUCAAGCAUCCAGACAUACACAAGAAAAAUGAGGAAAAACAUGGAGAAAUUGAUUUAUUUCUUUUUCUGUUUGCAAAUGUGUUGCUUUUCUUUUUUUUUUUUGUUAAACCUUUACGUCAGCCUUAUUUAAAAACUCUUAAAUCUGCCUUGUUUGAGAGAAAAAGAAUACUUUUGAGUGUUUAUUCUACUACUGUAUUUAUUUUUAAUACUAAAUGUAAAACAAAGAAACUAUGCUCACUUUACUGUGGUUAUUAUGGAGUAUUCCAGAAUGAAAUUCCUAAAUAUAUCUUUUGUUUUGCUGUAUAUUGCAUUUGAAAGACAGCCAGAAAUGCUUUGUUAUAAAAAGAUUUUUGGAGGUUCAACCACUGAGGUUAUCCGAUUAAAAUCUUUCAACCAGGUAUUUGAAAAUGAAGCCUUCUUUUGAGAAUGGAACAAACUAUAACGAUAUAUUAACUAUAGAUUCCAAAUAAAUGAGUAACGUUAAACAGGUGUGCAGUGAUCUGGCUUCUGUUGAGAAGUGGCAUUUGUUUCCUGCUUGUACUACGUUUGACUCUACUCCUAAAUUGCAAUAUAGAAUAACAAAAGUGUUAAAAGAUUCUUUCU
This is a messenger RNA of Menidia menidia (Atlantic silverside), 1414 nucleotides long. Lineage: Eukaryota; Metazoa; Chordata; Actinopteri; Atheriniformes; Atherinopsidae. The record is from the annotation of a GenBank genome assembly.